Phytophthora sojae is the source of this 1281-nucleotide messenger RNA. RefSeq lists its product as hypothetical. Gene Ontology annotation, cellular component: cytosol; ubiquitin ligase complex. Gene Ontology annotation, molecular function: ubiquitin protein ligase activity; metal ion binding. Bases 1 to 1281 code for a protein of 426 amino acids. Lineage: Eukaryota; Oomycota; Peronosporomycetes; Peronosporales; Peronosporaceae. Gene Ontology annotation, biological process: ubiquitin-dependent protein catabolic process; protein ubiquitination. The record is from RefSeq and is a predicted model, not a curated record. The transcript has a single exon.
AUGUACCAUGUCUUCCUGCUGCUCGCGCGCGCCGCGCUGGGCACGCUGCGGCCGCUGGAGCUGCAGCAGACCAAGGAGACGCUCAUCCCGUUCGUGCUGCUGCGCUGCCAGCUGCUGGUGAGCACCAUGGUGCCCGCAGUGCACGGACAGCGAGCAGAGCUGGCCAUGCUCGUGGUGUGGCUUGCGGCGCUGGCCGUGCUGCGCGCGCUGCUGGCGCUGGCACAGGCGAGGUUCCAGCACCUGCUGACGAGGCCCAUGACGCAGCUACGGGACCUGCAGCUGCUGGGGGCUGUGCUGGGAGGCGUUAUCGCCCUAAAUCUUGGGCUGGCGGCCACGUGCUCGCGCCUCGGCCUCUUCUCCGAGAGGAUCGUGCACGUGCCGUGGUUCGAGGCGUCGCUGAUGCUGCUGAAGACGCUGGAGCUGGGCGUUCAAGUGGGCUUCCACAGUCUGGACGUGAGUGGUGCUAGUUACUCCGAGCAGGAAGAGGAGGCCGGCUCCGCGUACUCGGAGAACAGCGAGUUCCACUUGCUUCUGCUUCAGACCGUCUUGAGUGGGUGCUACCUGGUGCAGCUCGUGCUGUACUACCUGUACGUUAUCAGCGUAGACCAGUUCCGCGUGAGUCUCUUCGAUCUUAUCUUGAUCCUCAACGUGAAGAACGCCACGGUGAGACUACUAGAGAAGGUGAAACAUGUCAAGUUGUACCACCAAGUGGUGCUGGACUUGGAUCAUCUCUUCCCUGACGCGACGCCGGACGAGCUGGCGAGUGUGGCUGAUGACGUGUGCGCGAUUUGCUUGAAGUCCAUGUCGACUCAGGCCAAGAAGCUGCGCUGUGGCCACCUUUUCCACCGGCUUUGCCUUCGCCAGUGCUUGCAAAAAGCCUCCGUGAGCGAUGCGCUCGCAGGUUUGGACCCACUGACGCGUAUGGCUAAUGGUUUGGGAAUGGAGGGACCUCUACCUCCUGGGGUGACUGCUACGGCUGAGGGUGGCUCUGCAGGUUCGACAUCUAUGCGCUGUCCGAUUUGUCGAAAGCAAGUCUGCGGUGGAAAGUGUGAAGACAACUCAGCCCAGCCCGAGGAGCACCGACCUCGUCAACCCGAAGCAGAGGUGGAUGAUCGCCAAGGUGUUGCACAGCAACAACAACGUGUGAACGCCAACAACGCGCUCGAUCCAGCGCAGACAGCAGCAGGUGCAGCUGCAGGUGCCAAUGCUGCCGCUCCUGAGGAGGUUCUUCGCUUUAGCAGUACGUUUUUACGCGCACCAUCAUGCACUGACAGUCUAUAG